AUGACAACUACAACAGAUAUUAAUUCGAUGAUAUUUCAUUCAUCAUCACGAAUAAAUGAUGAAACAAAUAAUUCAUUUAUAUUAAAUCAAAGUCUUGAUCGAAUGGAUAUUGAUGAUAAUACUCAUGAUUUACCAGCUUCAACAACAAUUAAUGGACAUAUAUCAUCAUCAAAUCCAAUUGAAAAUGGUUUUAACAAUGAUGAAGAGAAAAAAGAUGUCUUUCAUCAAGGAAAUCCGGUGUUGAAUAAAUCAUUUGAUGUUUUACCACAAAUUAAAGAUGAUCAUAUUUCUUCAGAUGAUCCAAUAGUAGAUGAACAUACGAAAAAUAAUAAUGUACUCGAUACAACAGUUGAAUUACCAAAUAAUAAAGAAGCGUUGGAUGAAAAACCAUCGCAUGAAUUAAAUGUUCUUAAGCCCGUAAAUAAUAUUGAAACAUCGACAAAUGUUCAAUCACUUUUAUCGAAUCAAUUUUCUCUUGAAUAUCCAUAUGAAUUACCUCAACGAGAAGAAAAUAUUCAACCAUCAUCAUCGAAUUCUAUUGAUACAAUCACAGGAUUAGCAAAAAAUAUGAAGUUAAAUGGAAAUAAAACAAUAGAUGGACAAGAAUCUUCAACAUUAAUAUUAGGUAAUGAAAAAGCAUUCGACACAAAUACAUUUAUACUUAAAAAGAAAGAACGACGAAAAGUAACAACACCAGCUAAUGAAAAUAGUUUUAAUGGAACUAUUGAUGAUACUCUACUAGAUUUGGCUAAUAAACAAUCUCCAUUUAAUACACCAUCUGUAUCACUCGAUGCUACUGUAGCUUCUCGAUCAAUAACAGCGAACUCCUCAGCACAACAAGUUCCUAUAGAGCCUACACGAAUUAUCGAAUGUGUGGAACAAUAUUAUCGAAUACUUUAUCGUGUUUGUGAAUGUACAGAAGAAUUAAAACAAGAAUUACGGCAAGUUAAAAGUGAACGUGAUCAAAUGAGUGAAGAUUUAAUUAAUGCAGAAAAUGCAUUUACAGAUGUUAAAAAACGAAAUGAAAAACUUAAAUUAAUUAUCAAUGAACAUAAAACGAAUACAGAAACAUUAAAACGUUUUUCAGAAGAAUCUGUACGUUAUACAGAAGAACAAAAACAAAAAUAUGCUGUACUUAAACAACAUGCACAAGAAAAAUUAAAUGAAGCCAACAGUGAAAUCGAACGUUUACGACGAAUACAUUGUUCAGAAAUUGAAGGUGUUCAAGCACAAUUACGUUAUGCACAAUUACGUGUACAAUCACUUGAGCAAGAAAUCAAAUCUAUUAAACAAGAAUUAGAACAAAAGAAAAAAGAAAAUAUUGAAUUAACCAAUAUCUGUGAUGAACUCUUAGCAACAAAUAAACGAUAA
Molecule: messenger RNA, 1371 nt
Organism: Rotaria sp. Silwood1
Lineage: Eukaryota; Metazoa; Rotifera; Eurotatoria; Philodinida; Philodinidae
Source: the annotation of a GenBank genome assembly